Messenger RNA from Saccoglossus kowalevskii, 624 nucleotides. Its product is annotated as gamma-glutamyl hydrolase-like. Gene Ontology annotation, molecular function: gamma-glutamyl-peptidase activity. Lineage: Eukaryota; Metazoa; Hemichordata; Enteropneusta; Harrimaniidae. Gene Ontology annotation, biological process: tetrahydrofolylpolyglutamate metabolic process. Gene Ontology annotation, cellular component: vacuole. The record is from RefSeq and is a predicted model, not a curated record.
AUGAUUACUCAGGCUAACAACGCUGAUGACCCAUUUCCUAUAUGGGGCACGUGCAUGGGCUUUCAACUAUUGACAUAUUUAACAAGCGGAGAAAAUCUUUUGACAGACACCAAUUCAACACUCGUCUCAUACCCGUUGUAUUUCCAACAAGCUUACAAAACAAGUAAAUUAUUUGGAUCAGGCAGCGCAGAAACUGGCGAUAUUAUAAACAUUUUAUCUAAAGAGAAUGUGACAUUUAAUGCUCAUUUUUAUGGAAUUACACCAAAGACAUUCAACAACAAUACAAAGCUGAGAACAUUCUACCGAAUGCUGACUACAAACUAUGACGACAAUGGCAAGGAAUUUGUGUCCAUGAUAGAAGCAUUUAAGUAUCCUUUCUAUGGAGCUCAGUGGCACCCGGAAAAGAACAAUUUUGAAUUUGUUGCAAAGCUUGGGCCAAAUUUACACCAUUCCGCAGAUGCCAUCAAAGUAACUCUGUACAUGGCACAGUUCUUUGUUAAUGAAGCUCGAAAGAGUUCACACAAAUUUAAAAAUGCCACAGAGGAAGCAGCUGCUCUCAUUUACAACUUUCCUGUAGUUUAUACUGCAGGAAACACCAGUUAUGAACAGUGCUAUUUUUUUUAA